CGUUACCCCCUAUAAUGUCGUUGUAUCAUAAUCUUUGUGUACCCCAUUAUUAUCACUUGUGCAAACGUGACAUAUAAAUGUUGGCAUUUUAAACGGAUUUUGGGAUAUUUGUUGAAUUGUGAUGUGUUUGGAAAUAUUGGGUUUAUGUAAAUAAAUGAACUACGUACACGAUUUUACAUUAUAAAUCCUCAAAAUGGUUAUAUUUUUAAGAAGAGAGGCUAAAUUACCUGAACCUGGAGGUAGAGGUGGUGCAAGAACUAUCCCAGAUCACAACAUCCGGGCACUAUUCGUAUUCCCGUACCGGAUGUGGAGUAAACUUCCUCCCCUGCAGACUUCCGCUCCGCUGCAACAUCCGGUCAAACACGUGAUCGCCUCCUGGACAAACACUCAGGAGUGUUGGUCGGAGUGGGAGUGUGUAACGGAGAUGUGGAAGAUCCAGAAGUCCUACAGGGAAAGAGGCAUGGAGAUCCCGUACAAUUUUAUAGUGGGCGGAGACAGCAACAUAUACGAGUGCCGAGGGUGGAACGCCCAACCAGAGAAGUGUGAGAGAUAUCCAGAUUUGGAGGGAGCAAGCUUGGAGAUUGCCCAUAUUGGCUGGAAAUGUGAGGAUGAACGAGACCCAUACACUGGAAUGUGUCAUCAAGCCUGGUUGCUAUUGGAGUCUGGUAUAGCUAAAGGACACCUGGAUAAGGACCUGGACUUCAAACCAGACUACGACCCCCUCUUUGGGACCCCUUGGGGAAAGCUGGGCCCCGAAGAGUACGAGAGGUCACGAGAGGACGAAGAAGAAGAAAUAAGGGAGUACAUGAAAGAAGCCAAAGACGAAUUUUUAGACGACACAGUUGACGCGAAGUUCGUGUAACAAUUUG
This is a messenger RNA of Macrosteles quadrilineatus (aster leafhopper), 869 nucleotides long. Its product is annotated as peptidoglycan-recognition protein LF-like. Gene Ontology annotation, molecular function: zinc ion binding; N-acetylmuramoyl-L-alanine amidase activity. NCBI's taxonomy places the organism in Eukaryota, Metazoa, Arthropoda, Insecta, Hemiptera, Cicadellidae. Bases 194 to 862 code for a protein of 222 amino acids. Gene Ontology annotation, biological process: peptidoglycan catabolic process. The transcript has 4 exons. The record is from RefSeq and is a predicted model, not a curated record.